This is a messenger RNA of Biomphalaria glabrata, 1260 nucleotides long. RefSeq lists its product as uncharacterized. The record is from RefSeq and is a predicted model, not a curated record. NCBI's taxonomy places the organism in Eukaryota, Metazoa, Mollusca, Gastropoda, Planorbidae. The transcript is spliced from 5 exons. Bases 179 to 736 code for a protein of 185 amino acids.
UAACUCGCGUUGGACACUUUAUAACAACAAUCUUUUUUUUUUCCUUUCUUCCAACACUACGAGAUAGCUGCAUGAAUGCACAAAGAUAAGGGAACAUUACAUGAGCUAGCUCUACAUCUUCAUGUACUUCAGCCAUCGGGUUAGGGUUUAGAUUAAGUUCUUAUUUAGACCAAGAAACAUGUCCAGCGGUUCUGGUGAUGUACAAGAAGAACUCAAGGAUCAUACAUAUGCCUACACUUCCUGUGUACAUUUUAUGGACAUUGACAUCGAUCCUAUGUAUGAGGAAGUAGUUGAAUAUUCGGAGCCAGAAUUUCAUUUCAAAUUAAAGCCAGUCAAAAGUAAAAAAAGAUUAAAAGCUUCAACAUCUAAGUCUGUAUGUCUGACUAGCACAAAACCAUCUUCAUUUCGUAAGCUAUCUUUGGAGAUGCAAAGAUUGGCAUGUCAAAAAAUUAUGGAGGAUCGAUGUCAUCCAGAAAAUCAUCGCUUAUCGAUUGAACUUCUUCAAGAUAACUUGCAGUUACAUGAAACACUGACAUUUCUGGAUUCCUGUUUGGUCCGUAAGAGAAAAUCUCUUCAAACUGCAGUCUACAAGUCAUGGCGCAAUUUUAAUCAUUUGUAUACUAUCAACUCUGUGCAUGUUCAUCCUUUUUUUCUGCUUCCUGGUUUGGCUUUCAUUUUUUGUUUAAACCUUUUUGAGAUUUUAAUAGAUUACAAUUUUUAUAAGUCCCAGCAGUGAGACAUUCCGUUGUCUUAACGUUAGACAACUCAGGUCUCAGGUAGUCCUAAAGAUUCUGUCUCUAAUUGACUGUUUGUAUGUUUACCUCUAGAUUCUUUAAUUGAUUGUUUGUAUGUUUACCACUAGAUUCGGUCUCUAAUUGAAAAUUCAUAUGUCCACCACUAGAUUCGGUCUCUAAUUGACAUUAUAUAUGUCUACCACUAGAUUCGGUCUCUAAUUGGAUAUCAAUUCUGAGCUGGUAAAAUUUGACUUUUGGUCUGGUCUAAAUGAAAUAUCCACAUAGAAUGAAAGAUGCAGAAUCCUAAGUUUAUCAAAGUAAAAUGCACAUUGUAUAUUUGGUACUUCAAAUUUAUUGAAUAGGCUCAGAAAAAUCUUAUGUAUAUACAUACCAUAAGUACUGUAAAUAAAAAAGUUCCCAGCUGUAGAUCUAGUCAAAUUAUUUGAUUAACCUUUGUUCGGUGGUGAAAUGUCUAGAACACUUGUAUUUUGAUUCACAUUGUUUAAUAAAAUUAUUUUUUCCCAUU